This is a messenger RNA of Phlebotomus papatasi, 871 nucleotides long. RefSeq names its product probable methylthioribulose-1-phosphate dehydratase. The record is from RefSeq and is a predicted model, not a curated record. Gene Ontology annotation, cellular component: cytoplasm. Lineage: Eukaryota; Metazoa; Arthropoda; Insecta; Diptera; Psychodidae. Gene Ontology annotation, molecular function: metal ion binding; methylthioribulose 1-phosphate dehydratase activity. The coding region runs from base 110 to 787 and encodes 225 amino acids. The transcript is spliced from 6 exons.
AGUGUGACAUACAUAAUUUGUUUUUGUAUGAUAAGAGAGGAGUUGUUUAUAUUUUAUUAUCGUUUAUCUUCGGUGUGUUUUUUAGUGAAAAGUGCACAUUUGCAACAAAAUGAGAGGUCUUUAUGAGGAUUUAUCUGAGGAGCAUCCUCGAAAAUUGAUUCCUGAGCUCUGCAAGCAAUUCUACAAUUUAGGUUGGGUAACUGGAACUGGAGGUGGAAUAAGCAUUAAGCUCGACGAUGAAAUUUACAUUGCCCCUUCGGGAGUACAAAAGGAGCGCAUACAGCCAGAGGAUUUGUUUAUUCAAAAUAUCGAUGGAGAAGACCUACAACUUCCGCCAGAUUAUAAAAAAUUGACCAAGAGCCAGUGUACACCACUUUUUAUGCUGGCCUACAAGCAUCGUCAUGCUGGAGCAGUGAUCCAUACUCAUUCCCCAAAUGCCGUAAUGGCUACCCUUCUCUGGGAAGGUCCUGAAUUUCGGUGCAGUCAUUUAGAGAUGAUAAAGGGAGUGUAUGAUGCGAAAUUAAAGCGGUAUCUUCGCUAUGAUGAAGAACUCGUGGUGCCAAUUAUUGAAAAUACAUGCUUUGAGAAGGACCUUGAGGAAUCCCUAUUUGAGGCCAUGAAGGAGUACCCUGGUACCCAUGCUGUCCUUGUACGUCGUCAUGGAAUUUAUGUGUGGGGAGACACGUGGCAAAAAGCAAAGACAAUGACUGAAUGCUACGACUACCUCUUCAGCAUUGCAGUGGAAAUGAAAAAAUGUGGUCUAAAUGCUUCAAAAUUCAGGAAUUGAAAGGGUUUUUGAAGCUUAAAUUGAUAGUCAUCAAGAGAAUUUAUGUAAAAAAAGCGAAAAAAUAAAGAAAAUAUCUAUAUAAAA